GCACAAUACUAUGCCCAACGUCAACCCUGGCCUGAACUAUCUUUGUUUUGACCCCCACCAUUACACAUCUCAUUCAACACAUUAGAGAUGAAGAUUGUUUGUUUGCAAUUCGAGCCCUUCCUGGGCGAGGUCCAGCGAAAUAUUGACCAUGCGACCAAGAUGAUUGCAGAUCUGAAGCCUGAGGAUGUGGAUGUGCUGGUGCUUCCAGAAAUGGCGUUCACAGGCUACGUCUUUACGAGUAAGGAACACAUCCGACCAUACCUGGAAGACGCCGAGACUGGACCAAGUGUACAAUGGGCCAAGACUCAAGCUGUACGCUUGGGUGCCCAUGUGCAGGUUGGAUACCCAGAAAAGAGAAUCAUCAAUGAGGAAGACAAGUUCCACGAAGAAUUUUACAAUUCUGUCUGCUUCGUAUCUCCAGAGGGCAACCUUCUUGCGACCUAUUCAAAACACUUUUUGUAUUACACGGACGAAAACUGGGCAGAGGAAGGGGCGGGGUUCAGAUCGAUGCCGGUGCCAGGACUCGGUCAAGUGGGGUUUGGCAUCUGCAUGGAUGUGAACCCUUAUCAAUUUAAGGCCUCCUUUUUGGAUUACGAGUUCUCCAACUUUCAUCUCAAGCAGAACACCAACCUUCUGUUGUGCUCCAUGGCCUGGAACAAGGGUGAUGAGGCACCCAAGGCGGAGAAGGUUGAGCCAAAGCUCAAAUCCGCCGCAUCCAAAGCAAGAGCGAAGGCAUCUGAAGGUGGCGAUUAUAAGGAGGCCGGCGACGUGGAGGAACAAGGAGACCAGGUCGAGGAUGACGAUGAUAAUGACGAGGAGUGGGAGGACGAAGAGGACGAAGAGGACGAAGAGCAAUCGGAGCUGCAGCACGAAACGAUCCGAUACUGGGCAGUGAGAAUGAAUCCAUACUAUGGUAUGGGUCAGCGAUCUUCGCAAGAAGUGUAUCUCGUUGUUGCGAACAGAAUCGGGAUAGAAUCAGGCAAUCUUUUUGUAGGCAGCUCAUGCGUAUUAAAACUGUCGGCGUCUGGGCCAGAACUUGUGGGAGCGCUGCCUGCCAACAAGGAGGGCCUCUUGCAGGUUGAGAUUUGAUAGGAUGCAAUCUGAAAUAAAUUAUUCUUUGUCGCACAAGACUGGAUUGCAAGCAGACAGGAUGAUCUUCCCACGAUGCCUUUGAGUCUGUGGCCAGACUGCUCUCAUGCGCAAUAGAC
Messenger RNA from Gamsiella multidivaricata, 1208 nucleotides. RefSeq names its product carbon-nitrogen hydrolase. The record is from RefSeq and is a predicted model, not a curated record. The coding region runs from base 88 to 1089 and encodes 333 amino acids. The transcript has 7 exons. Gene Ontology annotation, biological process: protein catabolic process. Gene Ontology annotation, molecular function: protein-N-terminal asparagine amidohydrolase activity; protein-N-terminal glutamine amidohydrolase activity. Lineage: Eukaryota; Fungi; Mortierellomycota; Mortierellomycetes; Mortierellales; Mortierellaceae.